AAACGAUGUCAGGUAAACAAGGUCAAUCGAUCAAAACUUUAAUAUAAUCAUUUCAUGGGGUCAAAAGUAUUUGUAGCUGCUCGUGCUGAAAUUGGUAAAACGGAUGAAGGGGUAGAACCGGACAGAAUUGAGUUCUACAAAGAUACUCAUUACUCAAGUGAAAAAGGCUGGUCAUCUCAAGAAGCUAAAGAUAACUAUAACGACAUGAAUGAUUCGAAAGCUCUAUAUAGCGAGGGAGAUUCUAUUAUGACUAUUGAUGAAAUUGUGGAUGUUGUACUUGGUAAAAAGUCGGGAUAUUUAAAAGGUCUCGAUUAUGGUCCGAAACCUAAUAAUGCUCGAGCAACACAAAGGAGAACGACAGAGUUAGAAGACUCUCUUAGAAAGGCGAAAGAGGAAGCUGCCAAUGCCCACGAUGAUUUACAAAAACGAUUAAAUGCAGCUGAAGUUGUGGUAGAAAAUCAGCAAACUCAGAUACAAGGCCAGCAGUCGCAGAUACAAUCAUUAAAUUCACAACUGAAUACUCUAUUGGCACGCCAAGAUGAUAUUUCAAAACAACUACAACAUUUUAUGAGCUCUUCUCGAUCAAGGUUAGAAGUAGUAUAACUUUAUAUAAUAAAUCUCAUUAUAGGUUUUUUUUUUUUUUUUAGAAAUAGACCGUACAAAUGACAUUUAAAGAGAGAACAAUGGGCAUGAAGAAGAAAUCAAAAGAAAAGAUUUGCAUGUUGAAUUUUUAUAUAUAAAGGGUAGAUGGUGUCUUAGUUAUUUUAGAUCAAACAUGGCAGAGACAUAAAUUAAAUCCAUUAUUAUAAAAGCAUAUCCCUGUGUAUUACUAUCUCUGCAUUUGUGUAGUAUCUUGCUAUUUUGCUGUAUGAUUUUAUUUUAAGCCGAAAGUCUAUGGAAACAAACUCUCAACCCGGUCUACUUACAUCUUACUCUCCCCAGACCCUACUUAUAGAAUUACAUUGGGUAUGUUGUUGUUGUUGUAUAAAAGCAUAUGUCCAUAACUUGCGCGAUAUCAAACUUUUCACCAUAAAAUUACUAUAAUACAUGAAAAGGUCGAAGGUACCUAAAGAGGGUUGGAUCAUUGGAAAUAGUAUUGGAUAUUUGAGAGAUAGAAAAAAAGUUGAUAUGAAGAAGCAAAUGUUCAACUUCUUCAUAAUCUCCAUUGAUCCCUAUGUUCUUCAAGCCGUAGCCAUAGGGAUUUUCCAGUCCAGCACGUUAUUUUUCUGAAGCUAGUUUAGAGAAAAAACCGUAGCUUUCAUCUUCCAUUGCUUUGAUUACUUGUUGAGGGACACCAUGGUUGAUGAUUUUGAAGAAACCAAAGUUUUCAGAGGCUUUAACAAUGAGUUUUAUAACAACUUUGUAGCUUUUAGCACCUAACUUUGUCUCAUUUUCUUGAUGCUGUGAUCACUGAAUCCUAUCAAGUUAUCCAUUAAGGUACAUUUAAUAACUUCAUAUAUUUUUUCAAAAUUUUAUGUUUCAAAAUUCUAUUGCUUAUUUAACCAAUUAUAACUGCGGCUGGCCAUAAAUCAUUGUAAAUAGAAUCGAAGUCCUACAAUAUAUUUGAAUUGUCUUUUGUUGUUUACUCUGUUUUCAUGUUAGUUUGUGCCUGAACUAGUACUUUUCUGUUCGCUCCGUUUUAUCUCUUCUUCAUUUGUAAAAGAUAUUACAUUUGUAUCUACUUUCAAUUACCAAUUACCGAAACCGAACUUUGAAAAUAUCGAACCGAAUAAGAACGCCCACCCCUAAUUAGCUUAUACUUUUUACAAGAGUUUUAGUUUGUAUGUUAGUUUGUUUAUCUCAUGAUAUCAAAGUAUGAAUUCAAAUCUUAUAUUUCUCUUUCUUCUUUUACACAGGUUGUGGAAGGUGGAAAUCAAGAAUAGUUCCUAGAGAAGUGUUACUACAAUGGUAUUUUGAGAAGAAACCUCCACUUUUUUCUUUGUUUUGUUGAUGUUUAGUAUGUUUUACAGUUACACUUUCAAGUUGGAUAACAUUACUUAAUAUUAGU
Messenger RNA from Lycium barbarum (goji berry), 2008 nucleotides. RefSeq lists its product as uncharacterized. NCBI's taxonomy places the organism in Eukaryota, Viridiplantae, Streptophyta, Magnoliopsida, Solanales, Solanaceae. The record is from RefSeq and is a predicted model, not a curated record. The transcript has 3 exons. The coding region runs from base 55 to 603 and encodes 182 amino acids.